Messenger RNA from Aspergillus welwitschiae, 4044 nucleotides. It is a transcript of the gene tif32, whose product is annotated as putative eukaryotic translation initiation factor 3 subunit EifCa. Bases 288 to 3446 code for a protein of 1052 amino acids. Gene Ontology annotation, cellular component: eukaryotic translation initiation factor 3 complex, eIF3m; multi-eIF complex; eukaryotic translation initiation factor 3 complex, eIF3e. The record is from RefSeq and is a predicted model, not a curated record. NCBI's taxonomy places the organism in Eukaryota, Fungi, Ascomycota, Eurotiomycetes, Eurotiales, Aspergillaceae. Gene Ontology annotation, molecular function: mRNA binding; translation initiation factor activity. The transcript has 4 exons. Gene Ontology annotation, biological process: formation of cytoplasmic translation initiation complex; translation reinitiation.
CAACGAGAGAGUCAGAGAGCGAGAAGAGAGAGUCGCCCUUGUCUGUCUUUCUCAACAAGAUUGACUGCCUGACGUUCUCUUGUCUGGGUCUUUCUCGCCGACCGUCGCGUGGCAGCCUUUCUAUCUUCAAGGCUCUUUUCGCCCUCGACUCCCCUGCUGCCCGCCCGUCGUUGUGCGAUCCGACGUGCCUUUUCUUCCCUCUCGACCUUCUCCCAGUCGAAGGAUAGCAUCGUCGUCCUCAUCCACCAUAUUGUGAUCGCUUAUCCCAACCCGCUAUCUCGCCCACCAUGCCGCCUCCGCCUCACAUCAAGCCUGAAAAUGUCCUCAAGAGGGCUCAGGAACUCAUCGCCGUGGGCCAGGCCCCCGCCGCCCUCAACGUCCUUCACGAACAUGUCACCUCCAAGCGGACGCGCAGCAGCCCCAUCGCCUCUCUGGAGCCGGUGAUGCUCCUCUUCGUUGAGCUCUGUGUUGAUCUUCGCAAGGGCAAGGCCGCCAAGGAUGGUCUCUACCAGUACAAGAACAUCGCCCAGAACACCAACGUCGGAACGAUCGAGGUUGUUCUCAAGAAGUUCAUCGAACUCGCCGAGAAGAAGGUCACCGAGGCUCAGGCCAAGGCCGAUGAGAUUCAGUCUUCUCUCGAGUCCGCUGCCCCUUCGUCCAACGUGGACGAUCUGGAAGCCAUCGAGACCCCCGAGACCAUCCUGCUCGCCACCGUCUCCGGUGAGCAGUCCCGCGACCGCACUGACCGUGCUGUUGUCACCCCUUGGCUCAAGUUCCUCUGGGAGACCUACCGCACCGUGCUCGAAAUCCUCAAGAACAAUGCCCGUCUUGAGGUUAUGUACCAGACCACCGCCCUGCAGGCCUUCCAGUUCUGUCUCAAGUACACCCGCAAGACCGAGUUCCGCCGUCUGUGCGAGCUGCUCCGCAACCACGUCCAGAAUGCCGCCAAGUACUCCGCUCAGAUGCACGCCAUCAACCUCAGCGACCCGGACACUCUCCAGCGCCACCUGGACACCCGUUUCCAGCAGCUGAACGUUGCCGUCGAGCUGGAGCUGUGGCAGGAGGCCUUCCGCAGCAUUGAGGACAUCCACACCCUCCUCAGCCUCAGCAAGCGCCCCGCCAAGAACGUCAUGAUGGCCAACUACUACGAGAAGCUGGCCCGUAUCUUCCUGGUUAGCGAGAACUACCUCUUCCACGCCGCGGCCUUCAGCCGUUACUACAACCUCCUCCGCCAGUCCGCUGCCGCUCUGGCUGCUGGCCAGGGCACCAAGAAGGAGAACCCCUCCGUCACCGAGGCCGACAUGACCAAGGCCGCCUCCUUCGUCCUGCUGUCCGCCCUGUCCAUCCCCGUCAUCAGCACUUCUCGCUCCCGCGGUGCCCUGGUCGAUGUGGAUGAGGUCCGCAAGAACAAGAACACCCGUCUCACCAACCUGUUGGGUAUGGCCUCUCCCCCCACUCGUGCUGUGCUGUUCAAGGAUGCCCUGAACAAGGGUCUGCUCAAGCGCGCCCGCCCCGAGAUCCGUGACCUCUACAACAUCCUGGAGGUGGACUUCCACCCCCUGUCCAUCUGCAAGAAGAUCACCCCCAUCCUCAAGCAGAUCGGUGCCGACCCCGAGAUGGAAAAGUACGUCCUGCCUCUGCAGCAGGUCAUCCUGACCCGUCUCUUCCAGCAGCUGUCUCAGGUCUACGAGUCCGUCGAGCUCAAGUUCGUCUACGAGCUGGCUCAGUUCCCCGACCCCUUCCAGAUCACCCCCUCCAUGAUCGAGAAGUUCAUCAUGAACGGUUGCAAGAAGGGCGAUCUCGCCAUCCGCGUCGACCACAUCUCCGGUGUCCUCACCUUCGACACCGACGUCUUCUCCUCGGCCAAGGCUCUGCACCCCGGCAGCGCCGCCGGCUCCGCCGAGAGCGAGGUUGGCUCCGUCCAGCGCCUGCAGAACACCCCCGCUGAGAUUGCCCGCCUGCAGCUCACCCGCCUGGCCAAGACCCUGCAUGUGACCUGCAUGUACGUCGACCCCUCGUACAACGAGGCCCGCCUGCAGGCCAAGCGUGCCGCCCUUGCUCGCGCCGAGGCUGGUGCCGCCAAGGAGCACGAGGAGACUCUGGCUCGCCGCGUCAUCAUCGAGAAGAAGAAGGAGGCUGCUACCGAUGCUCUGCAGCGCAAGCAGCGCGAGGAGGAGACUCGCAAGCGCAUCCGCACCCAGCAGCUUCAGGAAGCCGAGAAGCAGCGUCUGUUGGAUGAGCACCGCGAGCGUGAGAAGAAGCGCAUCAAGGAUGAGCAGGAUCGCAUCCGCCAGCAGGAGCUGAAGAAGCAGCUGGAGGAGCUUAAGACUGGCGUCAAGGGCAUUGAUAUCAGCGAGCUUGACCUGAACGAGCUGGAUGCCAACCGCCUCCGUGCCAUGAAGCUGGCUCAGCUGGAGAAGGAGAAGAACGAGCUCAACGACCGCAUCCGCACCACCGCCAAGCGCAUUGACCACCUGGAGCGUGCCUUCCGUCGUGAGGAACUGAAGCACAUCCCCGAGGACUAUGAGAAGCAGAAGCAGCACGACAUGGAGAUCUACGAGGCCACCAAGGCCGAGGCCCUCAAGGAGGCCGAGGACAAGCACAAGGAGGCCGUUGCCCUCAAGCACCGUCUCAGCCGCCUGGUACCCCAGUUCAACAGCUUCCGCAAGGAGGUGUCGGAGAAGCGCCACGAGGAGUUCGAGAAGCGCCGCAAGGCUGCUGAGCGCGACUUCGAGGCCAAGAAGAAGCAGCGUAUCAAGGAGGUCCAGGAGCGCAGACGCCGUGAGCGGGCCGAGCGUGAGGAGGAAGAGCGCCGCCGCAAGGAAGAGGAGGAGCGCAUCCGUCGCGAGGAAGAGGAGAGAACCGCCAAGGAGGAGGAGCGCCGCCGCGUCCUGGCUGAGGAGAAGGCCAAGCGUGAGGAGGAGAGAAAGAGACUCGAUGAACUUGCUGCCAAGCAGAAGCAGCGUGAAGAGGAAGCCGAAGCUCGCCGUGCCGCUCGCCGGACCGGUGGUGCUGAGCCCGAGGCAGCUCCUGAGCGUGCUGCUCCUACUGAACGCACUGCUCCUCGUCUCAACCUGGCUCCCCGCACCGGUGGUGCUGGUCCCAGCUGGAGAGAGCGUCAGGCUGCCAAGGAGGCUGCUGGUGGCACUCCUGCUGCUCCUGCUGCUGCUGCUCCCGAGCCUGCCCGCGAGGAGCCCGCUCCUGUGCGCAGAACUGGUGGCUACGUGCCUCCUCACCUGCGCUCGGGUGCCAGUGCUACCCCUGCUGCCCCUGCUCCUGCUCCUUCCACGGAGCGCUACGUUCCCCGUGCCAUGCGCGAGGCCGGCUCUUCCCAGCCCCCCUCCCGCACGCAGACCCCCGGCUCCAGCUCCGACAAGCCCGAGGAGUCCAAGCCUGCCGCUGGCAAGUGGGUGCCCAGAUGGAAGCAGCAGCAGGGUGGCCAGUAAAACGCAUGAUGACAUGAAAAAGUUCUUGGGAUGUUUGAUGAAAGGGCGCGUGAUUUGAGUCAACCUUCCUCUUUUCUCUUUUUUCUCUCUCUCUUUCAUCCUUGUGGUAUAACACACAACUCUCAUCCACCUUCAAACACUUUUCCGCCCCGCCUCCCCAUCUUCAUGUUCGCAUAGUACCUUUUUCCUCCUUAGCCUCAAACCCGGUACGAUUUUUUUUCUUUUCUUCUUCCUCCAACCAGUUCCUACUACGUCUUUUAGUUGUUUUAGUCGAUGAGGUAUGAACCUUUGUGAGGAGAGAGACAGAGAAAGACAUCGGGGGUUUUUUUACCAUGAGGUUGUAGUUAAAGCUCUUUGCCUCCUCCCCCACUGCUUGAUUUUAAAUUUCUUUUUCUGGGCAUGCCAUGUCAAUUGAUUGAUUGAUUUGUUCUUACAUUACCCGAUCUCAUGGUUUCCUUACCAAAUGCAUAGUAUUUUCUUUCGUUCUUUACGUUGAUAUUUUGAAUUGUAGUGUGAGCAUCACUACACAGUAACCACAUUACACAAUAAGUAAAUAGAGUAUGAUCGUCAUGAAAACCACUGGCGAUUCGUUUCAAAA